Megalops cyprinoides (Indo-Pacific tarpon) is the source of this 5361-nucleotide messenger RNA. It is a transcript of the gene kif16ba, whose product is annotated as kinesin family member 16Ba. The coding region runs from base 235 to 4200 and encodes 1321 amino acids. The transcript has 26 exons. The record is from RefSeq and is a predicted model, not a curated record. Lineage: Eukaryota; Metazoa; Chordata; Actinopteri; Elopiformes; Megalopidae. Gene Ontology annotation, biological process: microtubule-based movement. Gene Ontology annotation, molecular function: ATP binding; phosphatidylinositol binding; microtubule motor activity.
GACUUCAGCUACAUAAAAGCAACAAGCAGCAAUAGGCAGUCCAGUUUAGAGGAAACCUACAAGGGAGUGUUGUCAGAAGCCGAGUCUGCUGUUAAAAAUGUGCAAGUAAAUGGUAGCUAACAUUAGAUAGGUAACAACAAAAGCUAACGUUAGCUAGACAUCAGUUUGCUAUUCCUUACUUAAACUAGGUAGCUGACCGGUGAGGCUGACACAUCCGCAUAAAAGGGAUGUGCAAUGGCAUCGGUGCGAGUGGCUGUCCGGGUGAGGCCCAUGAACAGACGAGAGAAGGAUUUGGAAGCCAAGGUCAUUAUUCAUAUGGAAGGAACCAAAACAUCCAUUACCAACCUUAAGAUACCGGAGGGGAUCUCUGGGGAUUCAGCACGAGAAAGAAUCAAGACGUUCACGUAUGACUUCUCCUACGACUCCGCUGAUUGUAAAAGCAUCAGCUUUGUUUCUCAGGAAAAGGUAUUUAAAGACCUGGGCUCCGAUGUCCUAAAGGCUGCUUUCGAAGGUUACAAUGCCUGCAUUUUUGCCUACGGCCAGACGGGGUCCGGGAAGUCGUACACCAUGAUGGGAAACCCAGGGGAUGCAGGGCUGAUCCCCCGCAUAUGCGAGGGCCUGUUCAGCCGGAUUGCGGGUAUGACGCUGCGGGAUGAGGCCUCCUUCCGCACCGAGGUCAGCUACCUGGAGAUCUACAAUGAGCGUGUCAGGGAUCUGCUCAGGAGGAAAUCCACCAAAACCUUCAACCUUCGAGUGAGAGAACACCCAAAGGAUGGACCGUAUGUGGAGGACCUGUCGAAGCACCUGGUACAGAACUACAGCGACGUAGAGGAGCUGAUGGAGGCGGGGAACAUCAACCGUACCACAGCCAGCACCGGCAUGAACGACGUCAGCAGCCGCUCGCACGCCAUCUUCACCAUCAACUUCACUCAGGCCAAAUUUGAUGCGGAGAUGCCGUGCGAGACGGUCAGCAAGAUCCACCUGGUGGACCUGGCCGGCAGCGAGAGGGCGGAUGCCACUGGUGCCACCGGCGUGAGGCUGAAAGAAGGAGGCAACAUCAAUAAAUCUCUGGUCACACUUGGCAAUGUCAUCUCCGCAUUAGCUGACCUGUCUCAGGAUGGCAUGACCACGCAGCUUAAGAAGAAGCAGGUUUUUGUGCCUUACAGAGACUCUGUGUUAACAUGGCUCUUAAAAGACAGCCUCGGUGGCAACUCGAAGACCAUCAUGAUUGCAACCGUCUCGCCUGCUGACGUCAACUAUGGGGAAACUCUUAGCACGCUCCGUUAUGCGAACCGAGCCAAAAACAUCAUCAACAAGCCCACGAUCAACGAGGACUCCAACGUCAAGCUCAUCCGCGAGCUGAGGGCAGAAAUCGCCCGUCUGAAAGCACUGCUGGUCCAGGGCAAUCAGAUCGCACUUCUCGACUCUCCCACAGCUUUGAGCAUGGAGGAGAAGCUCCAUCAGAAUGAAGCCAGGGUCUUAGAGCUGACGAAAGAAUGGACAAACAAGUGGAAUGAAACUCAGAACAUACUGAAGGAAGAAACCCUUGCCCUCAGAAAGGAAGGGAUUGGAGUGGUUCUGGACUCGGAGUUGCCCCACCUCAUUGGCAUUGAUGAUGACCUCCUCAGUACAGGGAUCAUUCUCUACCAUUUAAAAGAGGGAAAAACGUACGUAGGCCGUGAUGAUGCCACUGGUGAACAGGACAUUGUCCUGCACGGUCUCGAUCUAGAAAGCGAGCACUGCGUGUUUGAGAACGUGAACGGAACUGUGACCCUCAUCCCCCUCAGCGGAGCUCAGUGCUCUGUCAACGGAGUGCAAGUCAUGGCACCGUCCCAGCUCAACCAAGGUGCUGUCAUACUGCUCGGGAGAACAAACAUGUUCCGAUUCAACCACCCCAAAGAAGCAGCUAAACUGAGGGAAAAGCGGAAGAGUGGGCUACUCUCAUCCUUCAGCCUCUCCAUGACCGACCUCUCCAAGUCCUGCGAGAACCUCUCAGCUGUGAUGUUGUACAACCCCGGGCUGGAGUUUGAAAGACAACAGCGAGAAGAACUAGAAAAGCUGGAACAUAAACGGAAGCUGAUUAAGGAGAUGGAGGAGAAGCAGAAGUGCGAGAAGGCCGAGCUGGAGCGCAUGCAGCAGGAGGUGGAGUCGCAGCGCAAGGAGUCGGAGCAGGUGCAGCUGCGCAUCCGCAAGCAGGAGGAGAGCCUGACGCUGCGCAGCCAGGACAUCGAGAGCCGCCUGCGGGACCUGCUGGCCGAGAAGGAGCGCUUCGAGGAGGAGCGCCUGCGCGACCAGCAGGAGCUGGAGCAGCAGAAGAGGCGGCAGGAGGAGGAGCUGCACCGGCGCACGCGGCGGGAGCAGGAGCGCCUCCAGGAGGCGCACCAGAAGGAGCGCGCCGAGAAGAUGGAGAUCUUCCGCGAGCUGGAGAAGCUGCGGCGGGAGCGCGAGGAGCAGGCGGUGAAGCUGGAGCUGGAGAAGAGGCGGCUGGAGGAGCAGGAGCGCGAGCAGCUGACGCUGGUGGGCCGCCUGGAGGAGCAGCUCCGCGAGAAGCACGAGAUGAUGGGCCUGCUGAAGAGGGACGACGCGCAGCGGGUGGAGGAGGAGAAGGCGGCCCUGGAGGACAUCCGCGAGGUCCUGCUGAAGGCCAAGGAGGCGCGGCCGGACGGCGACGAGGAGCACGAGGCGGUGCGCUCCGCCAUGGGCCGCUACACGGACUUCAAGGCGGCGCAGCUGGAGCGGCUGGAGCAGCUGCAGGACGGGCUGCUGCAGCAGAAGGAGCACCUGGAGUGGGACGUGUCCAGCGAGCGCAAGGCCCUGGCGCUCAUGCUGCGCACCUGCGGGGAGCACCGGAAGCAGGCGAAGGACGCCCCGGAGAAGGGCGCGGCGGACGCCGCCGCCGCCGCCCAGGAGAAGGAGCGCAUCCGGCAGGCCGAGCAGUGGCUGCAGUUCCGGGAGCGCCAGCUGGCCUGCCUCACCCAGACCCACCUGCCCGCGGUGGUGGAGGAGAGGCAGCGGGCCGCUGAGCUGCUGGAGAAGGGCCCCCCGGGGCUGGACAACACGCUGUACCAGGUGGAGAAGGAGAUCGAGGAGAAGGAGGAGCAGCUCUCGCUCUACUGCGCCAGCGCCGACCAGCUGCAGCAGCUGCAGGAGACCUACGAGUUCACCGCCAACGUGGCGCGGCAGGAGGAGAAGGUGCGGCGCAAGGAGAAGGAGAUCCUGGAGUCGCGGGAGAAGCAGCAGCGGGAGGCGCUGGAGCAGGCCGUGGCCAAGCUGGAGAGGAGGCACUCGGCGCACCUCCGCCGCAGCUCCACCAUCGAGCUGGAGAUCGAGGAGCAGAGGCGCAGACUGUCCCUCCUCAGCCGGACGCAGGCCGCCCUGCAGCCCUGCGAGGAGACGGAGCCCGGAGCUCUGGAGCAGGACAGAGAGAGGUUGGCGCUGGAGAUCCAGGAGCUGAAGCAGAGGCUGAGCGAGGGCGAGGGCAGCGGGAGGGGGCACUGCGCCGCCGCGGACGACAAGUCCAGCCACGGCAGCUCGCCGGUCAGCCCCCGGCAGAGCUUAACGGGGGUGCUGCCCCUCGCGGACGACAGGAUAAAUGCGUACAUCGAAGAGGAAGUGCAGAGAAGGUUGCAGAAGAUGAAUCUUUUCAAUGGGGACAGCAACAUUGAGCUGUCAUUUUCGACCGAAUCCCUGAGAGAAGAUGAAACAUCUCAAAGCGGGGCAGAUCUAAGGAAACUGAAAUAUAAGCGGCUUGUAUCCCGCUCCCUGGGACCCAUCACUAACAGCCCGAAGGACCCAGUUAAAAUUGGCAUUCCACGAUACGUUCUGCGGGGGCAGGGGAAAGAUGAGCACUACGAGUUCGAAGUAAAGAUCACAGUCCUGGAUGAAACAUGGACAGUGUUUAGGAGGUACAGCCGCUUUCGGGAAAUGCACAAAACGCUCAAAUUGAAAUAUCCGGAGCUCGCCACCUUGGACUUCCCUCCAAAAAAACUGUUUGGAAAUAGAGAUGAGAGGAUGGUGGCUGAAAGACGGACUCACUUGGAGAGGUACCUCAGGAACUUUUUUCGGGUGAUGCUGAACUCCUCGUCCUCCCCUCUGCAUGCAGAAAAGACUGGGCUUCAGCUCUCCAAGCACGCGAUAUGUGAGUUCUCCCCGUUCUUCAAGAAGGGAGUGUUCGACUACAGCAGCCAUGGGACGGGCUGAGCCCUGCCACAGAGAGUCAGCCGGGGGCAGCUCACAGAACCACGAGAGGGCCAACCGAGUAGAUUAAAAAAAAAAGAAAAGAAAAAGCAACCAGUGCCUUGCCUCUCAUGGUUCAGGACUCCAGCAUGCAACUGCGCGGCACAGCGCAGGACUUCAGAGAGCCGUGACUGUUGUUUAGGCUUCUUCGCCUCCCCUGACUCUCUGGACCCGCACUAAUCCGUACAAACCCAGUCCCGACCCGCUCGACCUGCAAAUGCCUGCUCCCCUUACACAAAAACCGCUGAUAGCUGCUGCGCUGUCAAGGCGUGAAAAGACAAGGCACUGCUGAGGCGCCGCGCUCUGCGCUUUUGUUUGUCCGACUGUCAGUGUCCGACGUCAAGAUUACAGCGUCGUGCACCUGUGUCCAGCGUCUGUCAUGCACCCUGCUCGGCUCCACCAACGAACGGGUUGUAAGUUGCUGGCCGCUGCGCCGUUCGGCCCCUCUGGCUCUCGGCACGCAUUCCGAGAGACUCCCGGCCUCUCGUUCCCUCCAUGCCUCUGGGGCAAAAAAAAAAAAAAAAAACCGAGAAGGUGCAGCCUUCAGGAUUGAAAACAAAAUAGUCAGGCGCACUGUUCACAAGAAAUGUGUUGCUUUCUGCAGCUCAAGUGGCUCAGGCGAAGAGUCAUCAGAGAUUUUUACAUAGUGUACAGUCAAGUAAAUUAGUUAUGAAAUGGGCCCGAACUAAAGCCCAGAACAAGCAAUUAAAAGCAGAGCGCAUCCGAGAGUAGCAAAUAGACCGCGCUGCAAAGUUCAGACCGGCACCCAAGUUAAUCAGCCAUAGUUUUCAAUUAUGUCAAACCGCUGUGCGCCACAUUUUUUUUUUUAACUUCACUUCCUCUCCUCCUCCACCAUAAACCCAUAAACUGGAAAUGACCCUCUGAAGUCGUGAAUUAGAGUAAUAUUCACUUGCAUUUUUAAUGUGGUGCUGUUCUCUGUGGCACCUCUCGCUGUCUCCCUGCUUCAGUAAUGCGUACCGGAGACUGUCUUGCGCCUGUUACUAAGGCAACUGACCCUGAAUGCAGUAGAGCAUCCCACAGCUGUCGGCUGGUAAAAGAAGAGGUGAAAUCCAAAAGACGCCUGCUGUGUACUGAAGCUGUCAGGUUUACCACCCCCCACCCCCC